This is a messenger RNA of Penicillium soppii, 576 nucleotides long. RefSeq lists its product as uncharacterized. The coding region runs from base 1 to 576 and encodes 191 amino acids. The transcript is spliced from 4 exons. The record is from RefSeq and is a predicted model, not a curated record. NCBI's taxonomy places the organism in Eukaryota, Fungi, Ascomycota, Eurotiomycetes, Eurotiales, Aspergillaceae.
AUGGCAACAAGUAUAUUGUCCAUGCAAGAUACACUACCUGAUGAUAUCCAAGCCGCAGUAGCUCCUGUUUGCAUAUCUACUGUUCCGGAUCUGGAAUUGAAGUCGUAUUAUAAAGACCAGAACUACGAAUGGGUCACAGUAGCCUUCAAGGGCGCGGUUUCGUUUUCUCCCCAAGAGCAAAUUGUAUCACAACGGGAACGACGAGCAGAAUUUCAACAAUCCCGAGUUGGAUCAUAUAGCGGUGGCACUUUGGAAAGUGCGUUGAAUGAAAGCCGUGUAAUGGAAUUCUCCUGGGACCGAUGGGCGAUCCAAAAUGGGAAUCCUAUCGGUGCUACUCACGACGCGAAGAAGACCCAUAUGGAUGCCAAGCCUGCAAAUGUUGUUCUCGACGAUGAAGGCAAUGCAGUCCUUAUUGAUAUCAGUUCAGUGGACGAGAUAUCACUCUUCGACCUUCCAUUCGAGACACGACAGUCAAAAGAUACCUGGGCCUAUGGCAAGCUUUUGAAGGAGAUUGGGUCGGAAGCCGGGAACGGCCCUAUUGUGAAAACUGUAGUGGGUUGCGGAUUAGUUAGUUGA